AUGUACGACCAUUCGCAGCGACGAACUGAGCGCAGAAUGGGGAGUUUUGCUGCCCGAUUGUCAAAGGCGCUGGCAGAAGAGUCCUCGAUAGACUCUGAGUCUUCUGACCGCCCCGAGGACGAUGAACCUCACGAUGAAGCACAUGAUCCCGUCAAGAAGAGACAAGCUGCGAGCGAGAAAGACUCUCUCAAGAGACGUCCCCAGGCGCAUGCGAAUGCGGCCAACCAGCCAAUUCGGCGAGUGAGGUUUCGAGAAGAUGAAGACUGCGCACGGAGGAAAAUUGAAUACUUGGAAGGGGAAGUCGAGGCUCUCAAAAAGAAG
Messenger RNA from Penicillium arizonense, 321 nucleotides. RefSeq lists its product as uncharacterized. Lineage: Eukaryota; Fungi; Ascomycota; Eurotiomycetes; Eurotiales; Aspergillaceae. The annotation marks the transcript as partial. The record is from RefSeq and is a predicted model, not a curated record. The transcript has 3 exons.